Loxodonta africana (African savanna elephant) is the source of this 5540-nucleotide messenger RNA. RefSeq names its product leucine rich pentatricopeptide repeat containing (gene LRPPRC). The coding region runs from base 25 to 4215 and encodes 1396 amino acids. Lineage: Eukaryota; Metazoa; Chordata; Mammalia; Proboscidea; Elephantidae. Gene Ontology annotation, cellular component: mitochondrion; nucleus. The transcript has 38 exons. Gene Ontology annotation, molecular function: mRNA 3'-UTR binding; protein binding. Gene Ontology annotation, biological process: regulation of mitochondrial translation. The record is from RefSeq and is a predicted model, not a curated record.
UCCUGCUGUAGGGUCAACGGAGCCAUGGCUGCUCUGCUGAGAUCAUCGCGCUGGCUCCUCCGCGCCGGGGCGGCCUCGCGCCUCCCGUUCUCCCUCCGUCUCCUCGCGGGCGACCCAGGCCGGCUGCACCCUGUCCCCUGUCUGCCCGCCGCUAGCGCGGGCCCAGCCGCCGGAGACCUAGCCAGCCAAGCCAGGCAAUAUGCUGCUAUUGCUGCUAAAGAACAGAACGACCUUCAAGAGGAGUCCGCGUCUGCUCGUGGAAAGAAUGUCGGACAAUUUGAGUGGGCUCUAAUGAGACUAGAUGAUUCUGUCCGAAGAACUGGCCGCAUCCCAAAGACACUUCUAGAAAAAAUCUUUAUGAACACGUGCCACUCAGUAGGUACCCCUGGCAGUAAUCAAGUCUUGCUUCUUCUGCGCAGCUGUGGUUCUCUCUUGCCUGAACUAACGCACUCAGAGCGAACAGAAUUUGUUCAUAGGAUAUGGGACCAACUUCAAAAAUUGGGUACUACAUAUGACAUAAGUCACUACAAUGCUUUACUUAAAGUCUAUCUUCAGAAUGAAUAUAAAUUCUCACCCACGGACUUCUUGGCAAAGAUGGAGGAAGCAAAUAUCCAACCCAAUCGGGUGACAUACCAGAGGUUGAUUGCUGCUUAUUGUAACGUAGGAGAUAUUGAAGGUGCCAGCAAGAUUCUUGGAUUUAUGAAAAGCAAGGAUCUUCCAGUGACAGAGGCCGUGUUUAGUGCCCUUGUUACAGGGCACGCAAGAGCUGGGGAUAUGGAGAAUGCAGAAAACAUUAUCACAGUUAUGAAAGAGGCUGGAAUUGAGCCUGGUCCAGACACAUACUUAGCAUUGUUGAAUGCAUAUGCUGAGAAGGGCGACAUUGACCGUGUUAAGCAGACUUUGGAGAAGGUGAAGAAGUCUGAUAUUUACCUUAUGGACCGGGAUUUAUUGCAAGUUAUCUUUGCCUUCAGUAAAGCCGGGUAUCCUCAGUAUGUCUCAGAAAUUUUGGAAAAAAUGACAUAUGAAGGAAGAUAUAUUCCAGAUGCAAUGAACCUCAUUUUGCUUUUAGUCACGGAAAAAAUGGAAGAUACAGCGUUGGAAAUUUUAUUAGCAUGUCCUGCACCAAGAAAAGAGAAUCUGAGUGAUUUCGGAAGUUUCUUUUUACAGCAUUGUGUGACAAUGAAUACGCCUGCAGAGAAGCUGCAAGACUACUGUAAGAAGUUAAAGGCAGCCCAGAUGCAUUCCUGUCCUUUACAGUUCACACUGCAUUGUGCUUUGUCAGCCAGAAAAGCUGAUUUGGCAAAAGCUCUAAUGGAGGCUCUGAAGGAAGAAGAUUUUCCUGUCAGAGCUCAUUAUUUCUGGCCACUGCUGGCUGGUCAUCAGAAGGAGAAAAAUGUUCAAGGUAUUAUUGAAGUCCUCAAAGGAAUGCACGAAGUGGGGAUCAAUCCUGAUCAGGAUACUUACAUAACCUACGUGUUUCCUUGCUUUGAUAGCGUAAAGUCAGCACGGACUGUUCUGCAGGAAAAUGGAUGCCCGGUUGACAACGGUACAUUUUCACAAGCUGAAUUGAGAAGUGAAGCACUAAAUGGGAACUUAGACUUUGUUUUAUCAUUCUUGAAAUCAAAUACAUCGCAUUUCUCAUAUCUUUAUUUGAGAGGCAGCGUGAUUUUAGCCUUUAGGAGGUGUGUGGAUAUAAAUCUUUGGAGCAAGAUAACAGAACUGUUCUACAAGGAUAAACGUUAUUACCUGGACCAUCAAGGACCAACAGAAGCUGUUGGCUAUUUUCUUUACACCUUGAUUGACAGCAUGAGUGACUCAGAGGUACAGGCCAAGGAGGAGUGUUUGAGACAAUACUUCCAUCAGCUGAAGAAGAUGAACAUAACAAUUUCUCAAAAUAUCUACAGAGGCAUUCGUAAUAUACUGGAUAGCUAUCGUGUUCCUGAAUUGAUUAAGGAUGUUAAUGUGUUGAUUGAAGUAGAGAAGACAGACUCUGAAAAAACUUCGCAACUUAAAUCAUCUGAUUUGGAGUCUAAACUUGAAAACCUGAAAGCUGAAAAUCAACCUAUAAGAGAUACCCUAAGGCAACUCAUACUAGUGUUGUGUUCAGAAGAGAAUAUGCAAAAAGCCCUUGAAAUAAAAGCAAAGUAUGAAUCCGACAUGGUUGUCAGUGGUUACGCAGCUUUAAUAGGUUUGUGCUGUCGACAUGAUAACGUGGAGGAUGCCCUGAACCUGAAACAAGAAUUUGACCGCUUAGAUUCAACUGCUGUCCUUGACACCAGAAAGUAUACGGAACUCGUAAAAGUAUUGGAAAAGCAUGGCAAGCUCCAAGAUGCUGUUAACAUUCUAAAGGAGAUGAAAGAGAAGGAUGUUGUUGUCACAGAUGGAACAAUCCUGUCCUUUUUCCACAUCCUCAAUGGCGCAGCGUUAAGAGGUGAAGUUGAAACAGUAAAACAGCUGCAUGAGACCAUCGUGACUUCAGGGUUAGCGAAACCAUCCAUCGCCAUAAGCUCCCCAUUGGUCACUGUGUAUCUGGAAAAGGAUGACGUACGUGCUGCUCUUGAAGCCUCCGUGGAGUGCUAUGAAAAAUAUAAAGUACUACCAAGGAUUCAUGAUGUCUUAUGCAAACUGAUGGAGAAAGGCGAGUCUGAUCUAAUUCAGAAAGUGAUGGACUUUGUGAGCCAUGAACAAGGUGAAAUGAUGAUGCUGUAUGAUCUGUUCUUCGCCUUCCUGCAGAUGGGAAAUUACAAAGAGGCCAAGAAGAUCAUUGAGACUCCAGGCAUUAGAGCCCGCCAUGGAAGACUUCAGUGGUUUUGUGAUAGAUGUAUUGCAAGUAAUCAGGUUGAAACCCUGGAAAAAUUAGUGGAGCUGACACAGAAGCUGUUUGAAUGUGAUAGAGACCAGCUGUACUACAAUCUGUUAAGACUAUAUAAAAUGAAUGGUGACUGGCAAAGAGCUGAUGUUGUCUGGAAUAAAAUACAGGAAGAAAAUAUUAUUCCUCGCGAGAAGACGUUGAGGUUAUUAGCGGAAAUCUUUAGCAACGCUAAUCAGGAGGUUCCAUUUGACGUGCCUGAGUUGUGGUAUGAGGAUAAAACACAUGGCCAGAUAGUUUUAUCACCCUCACAUGAAGAAACUGAUUUGCAGAACGAGAUGUUGAAAGCCUGCCAAAGGAAGGAUAGUAAAGGUGCAUAUGAUAUUUUCCUGAAAGCACAAAAUCAAGAUACUGUGUUUUGCAGUGAAGCUUAUAGAACUCUUGUAAAAUUACUGUUGGUGGAUGGUUACACAGACGCAAUGGAGGUGAAACAAGCCGCUGAGACCCACAUCAAGGGCUUCACACUGAACGAGGCUGCCAACAGCCUCCUCAUCCUAGCGCAAGUUAGGCGGGAUUAUUUGAAAGAGGCUCUAACAGUGCUCAGGACGGCCUUGGAUCUGGGGCAGUUGCCUUCGAGGAUGGCAGUGACUCGCCUCAUCCAGGCGUUUGGCUUGAAGGGUGAUGUAGAAAGCAUACAGACAAUUCAGACGAUGGUAAAGGGACUCGAGCAUACAAUUGGACUUUCACGUAUGAUUUUCAUCAAUAACAUUGCUUUGGCACAAAUAAAGAGCAAUAACAUAGAUGUUGCCGUUGAAAACAUUGAAAGCAUGCUCACUUCAGAGAAUUCACCCGUGGAACCCCAGUACUUUGGCUUGACAUACUUAUUCAGAAAAGUCAUAGAAGAGCAGUUGGAGCCGGCUCUUGAAAAGAUAAGCAUCAUGGCAGAGAGAUUGGCCAAUCAGUUUGCAGUUUACAAACCGGUUACCGAUCUUUUCCUUCAGCUUGUGGAUUCAGGCAAGGUGGACGAUGCCAGAGCUCUCCUCCAGAGAUGUGGUGCCAUCGCUGAACAAACCUCAGUUUUGUCGGCCUUCUGUAUUAGGAAGUCACAGACACCAGGACAGACACCAACUCUAAAAUCUUUGACAGAAUUGAUUCCUGAAUUAAAGGAAAAGGAAGCAGCAUACACUUCUAUCAUAAGAAGCUACGCCCUGGACAGUGACGUCGCCUCUGCCAAAGCGUUGUAUGAACAUCUGACCGCAAGGAAUGUGAAAUUGAAUGAUCUGUUCCUGAAGCGUUACGCGGUUCUGCUGAGUAGUGCUGGAGAGCCUGUCCCUUUCACCGAACCCCCGGAAAGCUUUGAGUUUUAUACAAAGCAGCUGAAGGAAUCAAAGGAAGACCCUUUGUGAAGUGUGCAGGCAUUACCUUGUUUUAUGUGUGUUUGUGAUUCUGCAUCUAAAAUGUUAUUUUUUAAAUGUCUUUGAAAGGAAAAAAUAAAAAAAAAGAAAAAUUAAUUUGUUUACAUUUAUUUAUUUGUAAUAUAUGACAUGCUCAGCAUCUUACAAUAACUGUGUACACUGAAUCACUAGACAUUUUUGUUUCUGGCUGUGACAUAAAUCUACAGCGUUUUCUUUGAGGCUCCUAAUGUACGGAGCCCUAAUUUUUCAGGAUUCUCCCAGUUGACUCCAGUUCUUCUGCUCUGUUUCAUUCAUCAUUUUAACAAAAAUAUUGUUCCUUUAUUAAUAGACCUGUGUGUUAAUGUUGUUUAUCUGAAAAAUUUUGGACCGGACAACAUGAGGGUCAAUAAUUUCAAAUUUUAAAAAAUGUUAGUGCUAAAAGACGUCUUGGAAGUCCUCCAAUCCAGUCCUCUUCAUUUCGUAGUGAGAAGCACUUCCCAGGACCAGGGUGCUGUUAGCAGUGCUUCGUGGCGCCUCAGCGGGCCUCUGAUUCAUAGACACCUCUGAAACCAGGUCUCAGUCAUGACUUUUCACCAUGACAUAAAGGGGUUUCAGGUCUUUGUUGGCACAGGCUACACUGUACCCCUACCCCCAGCCUUGUGAUUUAUGUUCAUUUCCUGUGAGUGUGUGAUUUCAUAUAUGAAGGGGAAAUCUUGGUUUGUAUUCAGUUUUAAUAAAAAUCAUCCCCAUAUUGACUUUCAUACCUGCUAAUGUCUACAUUGUGAAUAGUUACUAAAAAAACAUUAUUACCUGCCAAUUUUUAAGAUAGGUAGUUAAGACAAUUUACCACCACGUAAUUGUCUUAAAAUUUAUAAUCUCGACCGAUUAGGUCAUUAAUUACCAAAAAAAGUUGAAAAUGUUUCAUUUGAGAAUGAUCCCCAUUUUGGGUAUUCCUUUUCUAUUUGAAGGCCGUGACUACCUACUUUUUUGGCUUCUGUGACUUUUUUCCACCAUUUAUGUGGAGGGGAGACCUUGCUUUCAGGGAAUAAGUGGGUGUCUUGCUGUCUUGGCUGUUGACCUUGUGGUCAGCGCAUCCGCACCCAGUGCCUGCAGAUGGUGCCAGAGGGAGCGUUCGUACAGGGAAGCCAGGAGGUAAAGGUCAUCGUAGCACCGGCCAUGCUCUUUCUGUUUUUUUAUAGUUAGGCCUGAAGAAUCCCAGGCUCCACAAAUGCUGAGCCCCGGCCUGGAGGACUUGAUUUGGCUUGCCUUUGUGCACUCUCAGGUGUGGGACCACUGCACGAGGUGGUUUUGCUGUCUGAGUUUCCGGGAGCCUCUCU